Molecule: messenger RNA, 1478 nt
Organism: Talaromyces stipitatus ATCC 10500
Lineage: Eukaryota; Fungi; Ascomycota; Eurotiomycetes; Eurotiales; Trichocomaceae
Product: mitochondrial 37S ribosomal protein NAM9
Exons: 3
Coding region: 44-1375 (443 amino acids)
Biological process (GO): positive regulation of translational fidelity
Cellular component (GO): mitochondrial small ribosomal subunit
Molecular function (GO): rRNA binding; structural constituent of ribosome
Source: RefSeq, a predicted model, not a curated record
AAGCGAGUUGAGCCUGAUAAUUCUGCAGUCAGCUCACGGCACCAUGAGGAAUAGGGCGACGACGCCUUUGAGCAAGGCGAAAAUUCGACAAUCAUGGAGCAAAUACAACUUAUAUAACCUACAUCGAUUCCGCGCUCCCCCAACCGUCAACAAGACCUUCUUCCAGCAGAAAUGGGCCGCCAAAUCAACAACCCGAUCAUACCAUGGCGAGCAAAUCCGCGAGUCUCAAUGGACCCGGAUGUUCUCCCGACGACUCCGUAGUGUCGUGCCCAUGAACCCCGUCCAACUUGCCAGAGAUGAUGGAUCAAUCAUAUCUGCCGGUCGAGGAUCAGGGUUGGAGACUGCAAGUGGGACCAACACGCCUAAACGUACGCCGUAUACAAAUAUGACUUUUGCGCCUUUGGAGAGACGGUUGGAUGUUGCUAUAUUCAGAGCUAUGUUUGCUAGUAGUACGAGACAGGCGAGACAGUUUGUGGUUCAUGGUGCUGUUACUGUUAAUGGGAAGAAGAUGCAAUUUCCGGGCUAUCUUCUGAAUCCAGGCGACCUUUUCCAAGUUGAACCUGAACGGGUCAUGUACGCUACUGGCGCACCAAAGAAUAAAAUCGAGCGUCGAGAGACCCGUCUAGCGAAGAAAGAAGCAUGGAAAAAGGACGAGACCGAAAAUGAGAAUGCCGAAGAAUCAAACACAGAAACAAAGACAGAAGAACCCAAAAAAGUGGAUGAUCCCAAGGAGACAUUAAAACGUCUUCUCGCCCAGGCCAAGACCAUCAUGUCUCGUGAGAAGGACGUCCUCCCCGUAAAGAAGAAGCAAGAACUCCGAGGAUUCCAAAAAGUUGUUCGCAGCGUCCUUUCCAAGUCCGCCACCAGUACCAUCCUAGCCGAUAACCUCGAGUCACAAUUCUCCGAACUGCUGGGUCUCCUCAAAGCGAAGAAAGCUGAAUCCCCACGCGAAAACCGUAAUAAGAAAGAUACUGCGGCCAUCCGUGAGGAAGCCGAAUCUACCGCAGUCGAAGAUUCCAGCAGCGGCUCAAUCAGUCAAGAAUUGAAAGAUGCUUUCAAACAAGCCACCGAAGAUCCCAGCAACCUCGACGUCUCCGAACUCACCGAAGACGAAUUCGAGACCCUCAAACAGGCCAUUGCUCAAAUGCACGACAACCCGAUCGACACCAGCAAGCCUUAUGCUACGCCCUGGCGGCCUCGCGACUUUAUGAACGCUUUUGCAUUUAUUCCUCGCUACUUGGAGGUUAAUCAUAAGAUCUGUGCGGCUGUUUAUUUACGACAUCCUGUUGCGCGACCGGGGUUCUCUGAAGUUCCUAGUCCGUUCGGAGAGAAUAUUCAGACUCCUGCUUUUGCGUGGUACCUUCGCAGGCGGUAGUCUAUUUUCUGUGUGUCUUUUUUUUUCUUCAUUGUAUUAACUGAGCCUUUUUGAUUGGCUAUGUAAUGAUAAAGUGUUGGUUGCAUACCAACUGUAUUGUAUA